Ectocarpus sp. CCAP 1310/34 is the source of this 747-nucleotide messenger RNA. The record is from the annotation of a GenBank genome assembly. Lineage: Eukaryota; Phaeophyceae; Ectocarpales; Ectocarpaceae.
AUGUUGUCGCAACCCUCCAUGGCGAUAUUGACGUCAGCUUCCGCUUCGGCUGCAGCAAAGAAGAAGGGCAAGGUUGCUGCCGCUGGCGCGAAGAAGACGAAAACGACGGCCGCCGCGGCUGCGGGCAGAACCGCCCCCUCUGCAAAAACCACCACCGCUGCGAGAAAACCUUCGACGGCUAAAAGUACCGCACCCAAGAAGAAGGAGCAACCCGUUGCAUCCGCUGCCGCUGCGAAGAGGAAGAGCAACCCUGCAGCCUCCAAGCCGGAGGGCUCGAAGAAAGUCUUGGUGAUCGUGGAGUCCCCGGCCAAGGCGAGGACAAUCACGGAGCUCCUCAAGAAGGCCGCCGCUGGCGGCGGCGGCGGUGGUGAGCUCUACAAGGGUUACACCGUGGACGCCUGCAACGGCCACGUGACGGACCUGGUCGGCAAGAGGAGGGACGUGCCGGCGGAGCUGAAGGAGCAGACCAAGGGCUGGGAUGUCGUUGGCGUGGACGUGGAGAACGAUUUCAAGCCGCUGUACAUCCAGAACCCCAAGAAGAAGGCGAUCAUCACCCGGCUCAAGAAGGCCUCGGCCAAGUGUGACGAGAUAAUCCUGGCCACCGACGAGGACCGAGAGGGGGAGGCCAUCAGCUGGCACCUGUUGCAGGUCCUGGAACCGAAAGUUCCGGUCAAGAGGGCGGUGUUCCACGAAAUCACCCAGGAAGCACUCGUGAAGGCGUUCGAGGUCAGACGGCAAAUGCUGUAA